Fibroporia radiculosa is the source of this 1302-nucleotide messenger RNA. RefSeq lists its product as uncharacterized. The transcript has 11 exons. Gene Ontology annotation, cellular component: cytoplasm; nucleus. NCBI's taxonomy places the organism in Eukaryota, Fungi, Basidiomycota, Agaricomycetes, Polyporales, Fibroporiaceae. Gene Ontology annotation, molecular function: protein serine/threonine kinase activity; ATP binding. The coding region runs from base 1 to 1302 and encodes 433 amino acids. Gene Ontology annotation, biological process: intracellular signal transduction; protein phosphorylation. The record is from RefSeq and is a predicted model, not a curated record.
AUGCAGAGACACACCUUCACCGCGCUCAACUCCACCUUCAUCGUCGACUCCGAGUACCAGUUUGUCAAGGAGCUCGGCCAGGGCGCGUACGGCUGCGUGGUCUCCGCUAAGCACCGCAGAACGGGAGAUGGCUGCGCUAUCAAGAAGAUAACUAACAUCAACACAAAGAGGAUCCUCACGAAGCGAUGUCUGAGAGAGAUCAAACUUUUGCACCACUUCCGUGGGCACAAAAAUAUCACCUGCCUAUACGACAUGGACAUCGUCUUCCGCCCAGACGGGAAUUUUGACGAAGUGUACCUCUAUGAAGAGCUGAUGGAGGCAGACCUCCACGCUAUUAUCCGGUCCCAACAGCCACUUUCCGACGCGCACUUCCAGUCGUUCAUCUACCAAACGCUCUGCGGCCUAAAGUAUAUCCACUCUGCGAACGUGCUCCAUCGCGAUCUCAAACCAGGAAAUCUCCUCGUCAACGCGGACUGUGAGCUCAAGAUCUGCGACUUUGGCCUUGCGCGCGGGUACAACGCGGGCUCCGCGGCCAAGUCCUCCGCCAACCAAGGCUUCAUGACUGAAUAUGUUGCUACACGGUGGUACCGCGCGCCAGAGAUCAUGCUGAGCUUUGCAAACUACGGACCUGCCAUUGACGUCUGGUCGGUGGGCUGCAUACUGGCCGAACUGCUAGCUGGAAAGCCGAUAUUCAAGGGGAGAGACUACGUCGAUCAACUGAAUCAGAUCUUGCAUUACCUCGGGACGCCCUCAGAAGAUACCCUCCGCCGAGUGGGCUCUCCUCGUGCACAAGACUACAUUCGCUCCCUUCCGAUUAAGCCCCGAGUCCCUUUCCAGACGCUCUUCCCCCGCGCAAAUCCCCUUGCGAUCGACCUGCUCUCGCAGCUGCUCCAAUUUGAUCCUGCGAAGCGGAUUACAUGCGAGCAGGCGCUCAACCACCCCUACCUUGCGGUGUGGCAUGAUCCCGCCGACGAGCCUGCGUGCCCUACACCGUUCGACUUUGGAUUCGAGGAAGAGGACUCGAUUGAGGGUAUGAAACAUCUCAUCGUCGAGGAGGUCCGGGCGUUCCGCUCUGAGGUCCGUGCUCAGGCUCGGGCAGGAGGCCAAAUCCGCCGCCAAGAUAGCCUGCCCAUGCCGUCGCGCGAGGAGAUCAUGAGCUCGCCAGUACUGGAGAACGCGCCUGCGAAUGGUGCGACGUCCGGGUUCACAGAGCAGACGCAGCGUCCGCCGUCGCCGGUGAUGGACGACCCGAGUGCUGAGCUCGAGCGCGAGCUCGCGGGUACACACCUCGGGCGGGCCUAG